Molecule: messenger RNA, 1350 nt
Organism: Eremomyces bilateralis CBS 781.70
Lineage: Eukaryota; Fungi; Ascomycota; Dothideomycetes; Eremomycetales; Eremomycetaceae
Product: putative sorting nexin-4
Exons: 3
Coding region: 1-1350 (449 amino acids)
Biological process (GO): cytoplasm to vacuole targeting by the Cvt pathway; autophagy
Cellular component (GO): phagophore assembly site
Molecular function (GO): phosphatidylinositol binding
Source: RefSeq, a predicted model, not a curated record
AUGGCCCAGGGCUAUAAAGAUGGAACCCCUUACAUACCGGAACCCAACUCUGCCAUGGACCAAGCCGACUUCUCCGAAGGUCACCUGGAGUGCACCGUCACCAAGCCGCAGAAGGAGAAUGAUGGGACAAAGGAUGCGUACAUCUCAUAUCUCGUAACCACAGAUACCGACUUCAAGACCUUCCAGAAACCUCACUGCACCGUCCGUCGUCGCUUCACCGACUUCCUUUUCCUCUACAAGUCACUAUGCCGCGAAUACCCCGCCUCUGCCGUGCCCCCAUUGCCCGACAAACAACGAAUGGAAUAUGUCCGAGGGGACCGGUUUGGGCCGGACUUCACCAUGCGCCGAUGUCACUCUCUACAUCGCUACAUCCGGCGGCUGACGCGGCACCCAGAACUACGAAGAGCCGCAUUACUGUUGCUGUUCCUCGAGAGCCAUGACUGGAAUGUGGUGAUGAACGGGAGGCAGCAGGGGAGAACCUCGAUGAGCAGCCCUGGCGUGGUCGCGGCGGGGGAGUCGACGACAGGCGUCACCGGGGUCCUCGACACCUUCACCGACUCCUUCUUGAACGCGUUCACCAAAGUCCAUAAGACGGAUCCGCGGUUCGUCAAAGUCAAGGAGCGAUCGGACAAGUUCGAUGACGACCUGAACCACGUGGGGAAAAUCGUGGCGCGGGUGGGGCGACGGGAAUCGGAUCUGGAGACCGACUACGCGGAGCUGGCCGGGCAAUUCCAACGACUGGUGACCUUGGAGCCGGGCGUGGGAGGCGAGCUGACCAACUUCGCGGCCGGCGCGGAGCAGAUGAGCGGCGAGGUCCGCAAACUAAAAGAGCACACCGAACGCGAUUACCUGGGGAGCCUGAAGGACAUGGAGGCGUACGUUAGCAGCGUGCGCGCCCUGCUGAAGACGCGCGAGCAAAAACAGCUGGACUUCGAGGGCCUCACGGACUACCUGACCAAAGCCGCCCAGGACCGCGACACGCUGGCCAGCCAGCACGGGCACGCGGGGCUCGGGGCCAGCGGGUUCCUCCGCAGCAAGAUUGAGGAUGUCCGCGGCGUGGACCACGAGCAGAGUCGGCGCGACCGGGUGCGCAAGCUGGAGCUGCAGAUCGAGCGGCUGACGCGGGAAGUGGAGAGCGCGAAGCUGACCAGCGAGAUGUUCGACGAGCGGGUGGUGAAGGAGGUGGCGGACUUCGAGGCGAUCAAAACGGCGGAGUUUAAAGAGACGCUGAGCGGGUUGGCGGAUGCGCAUAUUGAUUUCUUCAAGGGGACGAUUGGGAUGUGGGAGCAGUUCGUUAUGGAUAUGGAGGGAGAUGGGGAGAGGGGUGGGGAGGGGGCGGCGGCGGCGUAA